Diabrotica virgifera virgifera (western corn rootworm) is the source of this 2005-nucleotide messenger RNA. RefSeq lists its product as uncharacterized. Lineage: Eukaryota; Metazoa; Arthropoda; Insecta; Coleoptera; Chrysomelidae. The transcript is spliced from 2 exons. Bases 276 to 1946 code for a protein of 556 amino acids. The record is from RefSeq and is a predicted model, not a curated record.
CCUGUCAUGAUGACAUCAUUUAGAUGGCUGGCAUUCGCUAGAAAUUGCCUAUUCAAUAAAGUGAAAAAAAGAGAAGAGGAGGGAGCACCCCUCUCAGAUGUCAAUUUGAACCAUGUGUUUUAUUAAUUUUAUUUCAUCCUAUAAUUACCCAAUUAAUCGAAACAAAAGUAAGUAAGCACACAAAUAUUAUAUGGCGCAGUCAUAUUUCGUUGUCUUCGCACCCUAAGGAGAAUUGAUAAAUAAUAAUACUUUGUAAAUUUGACUUAACCUCCAAAAUGAACGACCACAUUGUUCCAGUAACAGAACUGUGUUUUGAUGGUAAUAUGAGAGAUAAUUGGAGUUUUUUCGAACAAAAAUUUAAUAUAUUUUUGGAAGCCAGCAAGCUUAAUGAAGAGACCGAUAGUUUGCAAGGCAGCGUACUGUUGAAUCGAGUUGGAGAUCGGGCUCUUCGUAUUUAUAACAAUUUCGAGUGGUCUUCAGAUGAAAAGAAAACGUCUUGUAAAGCUAUUCUAAAAAAGUUUAAAGAGUACUUUACACCCUCAAAAAAUGUCACAUAUGAGCGAUACUUAUUUUUUACUCGAGACAAGAUGGGGUUAGAGACAUAUGACUCAUAUGUAACAGAACUGAGACAGCUUGCAAGUACCUGUGAAUUCGACACUCUAACUGACAGUUUAAUACGUGAUCGUCUAAUCCUUGGAAUCUCGGAUGUUUCGUUAAAGGAUAGAUUGUUACGAGAACAAGGUUUAACACUGAGCCGAGGAUUAGAAAUAUGCAGAGCUGCUGAGGUGGCAGCAAGACAGUUGAGCGUUAUUAGUGGGGCCAAUAGUAGUCAAUCAUUAGAAGUUCUAGAAAUACAAAAACAGAAAAAACAUCAAUCAAAUAGAAACCAGCAGCCGAAAUCUGCUCCUCAGUAUACAGCUGAUCCUGGUCAGUCUUACCGAAAUCAUCCCCAGACGUCAGGAAAUCAAAAGAUAAGUAACAAUUUUAUAAAAAACUGUUAUAAGUGUGGUUCUAAUCAUAGUUUAAACAAGUGUCCGGCUUAUGGAUUACGGUGUAAAAUUUGUAAUAAGUUUAACCAUUUUGCAAAAGUUUGUAAUGCUAAUAGUUAUAGAAACAGAGUCCAUAAUGUAAAUGUCCAUCAAAGUGAUACCGAUUCAGAUUCUGAUUUUUCGCCAGAUCAGUUUUUUCUAAAUAAUAUAAAUGAAAAGUCUUCAGAAAAGUGGUAUGAAGACUGUUUUAUAAAUAAUAAAAUAAUUGUAUCUUUUAGAUUAGACUCAGGAGCAGACUGUUGUGUUUUGCCAUACACUUAUUUUAAAAAAUUAAAUAUUCAAACUUCUGAACUUACUAGUAGCACCAAUAAAAUUACUGAUUAUAAUGAAAAAAUAAUAAAUACAGUAGGAAGUGUAUAUUUAAAAGUCAGGCAAUGCAAAAAUAAAGAAAAUAUAGCUAAAUUGAAAUUUUAUAUUGUUAAAACACAUAAUGAUGCAAUACUUGGCCUUGAUGCCUGUAUAAUGUUAAAUUUAAUUCAGAAAAAUAAUAUUAAUGUAAUAAAUGAUAAUUUACACAAUGAUAUUGAGAGUAUUAGUCAAAUAAUUCAUGAAUAUGAUGAUGCUUUUAGGGGUGUAGGAUGUUUGAAAGGUAAACAUACCAUAAAAAUUGAUGAGAAAGUAGCCCCCAGAGUCCAUCCACCUAGAAAGGUACCAUUUGCAAUGCAUGACAAACUGAUGGAGAAACUGAAGGAGCUGGAAAGACUUGAGAUAAUUAGAAAAGUGACAGAACCAACGGAUUGGCGAAUGUUGAAUUAUUAUCUUAGGAAGGGAGAUGUCAUGAUGACAUCAUUUAGAUGGCUGGCAUUCGCUAGAAAUUGCCUAUUCAAUAAAGUGAAAAAAAGAGAAGAGGAGGGAGCACCCCUCUCAGAUGUCAAUUUGAACCAUGUGUUUUAUUAAUUUUAUUUCAUCCUAUAAUUACCCAAUUAAUCGAAACAAAAGUAAGUAAGCACACAAAU